UCCCGUCGUCGUCGAUCUAGCUGGAACUUUUGAUCGCGCGCAACUCUAGAACAACUAAUCCGGUAUAGGAAUCGUCGACAUCCACUGCAUCUAAUCGAUUGUUAAACGCCUAUUUAAACCGAGGUGGGGUGCAUUGAUGUCCGGAAAGAUGCUGCCGCUUCGAUACCGUUCGGGUGCGCUAGUGUUUCAACGGCAUCCGUAUCAGCUGUACUAACGCUUGGCAACGGAACUAAUUUCGCGCGAAUCGUGGCUCAUCCUCCGGUCUUGCAGUCAGAUUGAAAACUAUGGAACAGUGGGGAAAGAUCGCAAUUGUGUUAACCUUGUUUGGCUUUCUUAAGGACUUUCGGCCAAGUGAUCCAUUUGUGGUGCAAUUUUUGAACGGUUCGUGGCACAAUAUCUCCGCCGAGCAGAUUAACCAGCAGGUGUUUCCGGUGGGGACUUAUUCGUACGGGAUUCAGUUGGUGAUAACGUUUUUGAUUACGGACUACUUUCGGUACAAGCCUUUGAUUAUCCUGUCUGGGGUGGCCGGGAUCGGCUACUGGGCAUUGUUCGUUGGAACGAAAUCCUUAGUGUGGCUACAGGUAGCCGAAGUGUUCUAUGGGACUUACAAAUCAGCGGAUGUUGCGUUUUGGUCCUACAUAUAUGCGCGAGUGGAUAAAAGCUGCUAUCAAAAGAUUACAUCCUACACAAAGUCGGCGUCCCAGUUGGGGAAGUUUGCUGGCGCUGUUGGAGCACAGAUCCUGUUGUUCUAUGGAUUGGUGGAUUACCUGGAUCUGAACUACGUCUCACUAGCAGUUCAACUAUGCACAACCAGCAUCGCCGUGUUUCUACCGUCAGCACCGAAAAGUAUCUAUUUCAACCGAUCUGCCACUUCGAUCCCAUCGGAGAAGUAUCACGCACGAAACGAUUCAUCGUCCCCACCCACAGUCGGCGAUGAAGCGAUAGCGAAGUUAUCUGCUAUGGAACUGCUAUGGUUUCACGCAAAAUCAGCCUACAGUAAUUUCACCGUGUUGCGGUUCAGCAUUUGGUAUGCCGUGGCCAGUUGCAUAUACUAUCAGACGGUCCUAUACGUGCAGGUCCUGUGGAAGACCAUUAGUGGCACAGCGACUACGAAGGUGGUGCACUGGAAUGGAGCCGUGGAAGCGGUGUUGACCAUUUCCAGUGCAGUCAUCACUUUCAGCGCUGGGUUCGUUCCGGCCAAGAUGCUGCACGUGCCAUAUGCGCUGGCGGGACUCAGCUGCAUUUCGUUCAUGCAGGGGGGUAUUCUGUUGAUUUCCGGUCUAACGGGAAACUUGUGGGUGGCAUAUGGGGCGCAUAUAUGUUAUAGUAUACUGCACGCUUUUACAAUUACACUAUUGUGUUCAGAGAUUGCCGGGAACAUUUGUCGGGACAGUUUUGGACUGGUGUUCGGGAUCAAUGCCAUGAUCGGUUCGGUACUGCAGUGUCUACUGACGGUGGUUAUGGUGAACUGUUCUACAAUCAAGGGACAGUUUGUGGUUUAUGCGGGUGUUAGUGGUGGGAUGGGAGUACUGUUCAGUGUAUUGCUUAUGGUGGAGCUAAGGAAAUGGUGGAAGAUUGUAUUCUAUAUGGUCAAGGCAAGAUUAAGUCCUCGGAAGAAGGUGGUAUUGGAUGGCAACAAAAAUCAUCAACUUGCUUAGCUAUGAAUCAUGAACAAUGUGAUCCAGUAGUGUGAUUAUUCAGCAACAAGACUCAUCAUAGGUUAGGCUGAACAUCUUAACUAGAUAUUAUUAUAGAAUAUUAAAUAUUUCUUUAAAUUUAUAUUUCAUAGAAUUCUAA
This is a messenger RNA of Aedes aegypti (yellow fever mosquito), 1797 nucleotides long. RefSeq names its product thiamine transporter 1. The coding region runs from base 285 to 1658 and encodes 457 amino acids. NCBI's taxonomy places the organism in Eukaryota, Metazoa, Arthropoda, Insecta, Diptera, Culicidae. The transcript is spliced from 2 exons. Gene Ontology annotation, biological process: transmembrane transport; vitamin transport. Gene Ontology annotation, cellular component: plasma membrane. Gene Ontology annotation, molecular function: vitamin transmembrane transporter activity. The record is from RefSeq and is a predicted model, not a curated record.